Molecule: messenger RNA, 1863 nt
Organism: Cryphonectria parasitica EP155
Lineage: Eukaryota; Fungi; Ascomycota; Sordariomycetes; Diaporthales; Cryphonectriaceae
Exons: 4
Coding region: 1-1863 (620 amino acids)
Cellular component (GO): nucleus
Source: RefSeq, a predicted model, not a curated record
AUGGCGUCCCGCAAACGAGGCCGCAAGGCGCAGCAGCAGCAGCAGCAGCAGCAGAAGCUCACCUUUGAGCCCGUCGCCGCAUCUUCAGGGCGAAAGAAGAAGUCUGCCAGACAGCAGACUUUGGAGGCAUCGAUGGAGAACAGUACGAGCAAGAAAUUGUUUGGACAGCAGAAAGCCAUGGAAGAUCACGAUGAGCCAGUACCCAGUCCCACCAGUAAAACCGAUUCAGGAGGCCGACAAGCUGCUCGCAAUAGACCUUCGUCUCAUUUCAUGCUGAAAUCUACAAAUGGAAGUCGUCAUGUUGUGCUCGUGAGCAGUGACUCAGAGACCCCAGUUGAGGAAGAUGGAGGCGUUAGUGACAGCGACGGCGAAGGCCCGCUGAGGCCAGAGACUCCUCGACAAGCUCGAGCAAGCCAGGUGGUGGUGAUCUCCAAAGACAGUGACGAGGACGAGUCUAGUGCAAGCGACGACGAGUGCGGCGAGGAGCCGGAGGCGAACGUCCGGUCGUCUCAGUCUCUGCCAAACCAAGCCGCGGUUGAGGACGAUCCUGACGAUGACCAGCCACUAGCCACACCGCGGUCAAGUAUGCCUAGCCGGAGAGGUCGGCAGGUCAUCGAUAUCGAGGAUGAAGACGAGGAUGAAGACGAGGAUGAGGAGAUCCAAACACCGGCCAAGAGACGGAGGCUUGCCAAGAAUAGAGCUGCAGCUUCAUCUUCUAAGCAGCGAGUGUCCACGUCGCCUACUUCAACAGCCAGGGGCACGAGGUCGAGGGCGCGCAGGAGUCAUCGCACUGAGAAGGACAAGAAGCUGGAGCUCCUUCGACGCCGAAGAGCAGGCGAAAAAGAUCUCAAGAUGGAUGACCUCACCCCCAGCGAGGACGACGAUGAGGAGGGCGCCCUCUACGACACCGAUUCUGAUCAUCAGGUUCUCGAGGUGUUCGAUGAUGAGUCUGAGCCGGAGGUGGAGGCAGCCGCCAAUAAGCAUUCCAAGAAGGCAAAGAAGCGGCAGAAAGCUACAAAGUCGGUUCCUCUCGACGAAGACGCUAACAGCGAUGAUGAGGAUUUCAUCGAUGAUGAUGACGACACGCUGGGUGUUCCCGACGAGGCGCUGCACCUGAUCCCUCUGGAGUUCACCCGCGCGUCUCGAAAACCUCUAAAGGCACACUUCAGGGAUGCCGUCGAGUGGCUGGUACACCGCAAGAUCAACCCUGCCUUUGACAGGGACAAUGAGGUAUACGCAACGGCAUGGCGACGUCUCAGUGACGAAGUCACGGGUCUAGCCAACUCAAAAUUCGUCUCAAGUGUAUGGAGGCCUGAUUUCUACAAGGCGUUGAGGGCUCGCCCGUACAUUGUGCAGACAAAGGUCGACGCCGGCCCCCUCGGCAUUGAGUACGAAAACUGUCAGGCGUGUGGCCGGUCGGGUCAUCCUGCUACAUGGAGUAUCAGUUUUCAGGGGAAGGCCUAUGAUAUCAGGACAUUGGACGAGGUUGAGAGUGAUUCCGAUGACGAGGAUGAUGACGUUGAUCGCGAUGCCGAUGGAAACCCCAUUCCACCUGAAGAAGAAGAGUUCCUCGUCGGCACGACCUGCAACGCCAACGCCGAGACAGCCCACGGUCUCAUCCACUGGAAGUCCGCGCUACGCGACUGGGUUGAGAUGCGCCUGGACACCGAGGGCUGGCUGGAGGAGGAGAGGAUUCUGGAACGAGACAGAAUGAAGGCGAAGAAGCGUCAAAAGUUGGCCGAUGAGCUCGUUGAUGGUUGGGACGAGAACGACAUCAUCAAGAACCUUUUUAUGGAUUUUAAGACGACCAUCGAGACGGCUCGGACCAAGGACACCACCAAGGUUGCUCGGAGGAGGUAUUAG